This is a messenger RNA of Tachysurus vachellii, 3464 nucleotides long. RefSeq names its product CPD photolyase (gene cpdp). Gene Ontology annotation, biological process: photoreactive repair. The transcript has 9 exons. Lineage: Eukaryota; Metazoa; Chordata; Actinopteri; Siluriformes; Bagridae. The coding region runs from base 133 to 1752 and encodes 539 amino acids. The record is from RefSeq and is a predicted model, not a curated record. Gene Ontology annotation, molecular function: deoxyribodipyrimidine photo-lyase activity.
CUUACUACAAUGUGUUUUCUAGAAUUAAUAAAUAUAAAUAUAUAUAUAGAUAUAUUUGUAGUUCAAUUCAACUUCCUAGUCGAACACCGUUGCCAUAUGAACGAUGCCCCGCCCCAUGGAAGGCGUUGACCAAUGACGUGCGUUUGUUAUAAAACACUACUUUUGCACGUGUCAGGAGGAUCGUGCAGUGUUUUUAGGCGCGUUUGUGUCUCAGAAGUGAAAAUAUCUUCAGUGAUCAUGUCCGAAAAGAAAAGGAACCUGAAGCGCAAAGGAGAGCCGGUGAAAGGUCUGGAGAAGCUUUCAGCAGCCCGUGGAGCGGACAGAGGAAGAGGAGGAGAAGGAGGGAUGAAGGAGAUCCGUAGAAACUCAGCUGAGUUUAAGUUCAACAUGAAGCGUCUCAGGUUCCUGUCUGACGCCCAGAGAGUGAGACAGGGCUGUGGGGCAGUGAUGUACUGGAUGGUCCGGGAUCAGAGAGUGCAGGAUAACUGGGCGCUGGUUUACGCUCAGCAGCUCGCUCUGGAGGAGAAAUUGCCUCUACACGUGUGUUUCUGCCUCGUGCCACGGUAUUUAGAGUCGACUUAUCGCCAGUACGCCUUCAUGCUCAGGGGACUACAGGAAGUGGCCAAGGAGUGCACAAGCCUGGACAUUCAGUUUCACCUCCUUAGCGGCGAGCCCGAGCUGAUGCUGCCCGGUUUUGUGAAGCGCUGGGACGUCGGCGGCGUGGUGACUGAUUUUAACCCUCUCAGACUUCCACUGCAGUGGACUGAACGAGUGAAAAAGGAGCUUCCAUCAGACGUCCCCUUUAUUCAGGUCGACGCCCAUAACGUGGUGCCGUGCUGGGAGGCGUCGAAUAAACUGGAGUACGCAGCGAGAACCAUCCGAGGGAAAAUCACCAAACUCCUCCCAGAGUUCCUCACCGAAUUUCCUCCGGUGAACCCGCACCCUCACCCGUCCACCAGAAAGGCAAAGAAGGUAGAUUGGCAGGAAGUGAUGUCAUCGCUGGAGGUAGACCGCAGCGUCGGGGAGGUUUCGUGGGCGGCGCCGGGAACGACAGGAGGAACCGCCAUGCUCGAGUCUUUUAUAGACAAGCGGCUGCGUCUGUUUGGAGGACAGAGGAACAACCCGAAUGCUGACGCCCUUAGCCAGCUCUCACCGUGGAUCCACUCAGGUCAGAUAUCAGCCCAGCGUGUGCUGUUGGAGGUGCAGCGUUGUGGGAAACACUUGGCCGAGUCAGUGGCAUCAUUCAAAGAGGAGCUGCUAGUGCGCAGAGAGCUGUGUGAUAACUUCUGCUUCUACAACGACAACUACGACAACAUCAACGGUGCAUAUGAUUGGGCGAAGAAGACGCUGAAGGAUCACGCUAAAGACCCUCGGCCUUACCUGUACAGUCGAGAGCAACUGGAAAACGCAGACACGCACGACCAGCUGUGGAACGCUGCACAGAGGCAGCUCGUGUUAGAGGGGAAGAUGCACGGCUUCAUGCGCAUGUACUGGGCUAAGAAGAUUCUGGAGUGGACGGCUUCACCCGAGGAGGCGGUGAACAUCUCCAUCUAUCUGAACGAUCGCUUCUCGCUGGACGGCUGCGACCCGAACGGAUACGUGGGCUGCAUGUGGUCCAUCUGUGGGAUUCAUGAUCAGGGCUGGGCCGAGCGACCCGUGUUCGGGAAAGUGCGCUACAUGAACUACGCAGGCUGCAAGCGCAAGUUUGACGUGGGCCAAUUUGAGAGGAGGUACGCCGAGAAGAAGGCCUGAGAUACACACACACACACACACACACACACACACACAUACAAGGUCUUUAUCCUCCACGUGUGUGUUCCAGUUGUUUGAUAGUUUGCCUGUAUGCUGAACUCAUUCUCUGUCAUUUAGAACUUUAUGUUGCUGUAACUCUCAGCUUUCUGCUAAAAUUAUUCACGUUUUUAUUUUUCUUAAACAUCAGGAAAACUAAUCCAGUUAAUUCCUCUAGAAAUAUAAAAAAGCGAGAUGUUUGUGACGGUGUACGUCGCUGUAGCUGGAGCAGUCAUUUAACACACAGAUGUUAUUGUUUUAUAGCCAGUAAACUUUAACAAAAUGUAAAAUCUGACUCACAUAAAAAAUAUUUUUUGUAUCUAAAUGACUUUGUACUUUUUUAAUAAAUUUUCACUUUCUGUUUGUGGUGUAUGUGUGAUUUUCAAGGUGUUUUUAUUAAGACAGCCUCACUGAAUCACUCAUUCCCUCACUGAAUCACUCAUUCCCUCACUGAAUCACUCAUUCCCUCACUGAAUCACUCAUUCCCUCACUGAAUCACUCAUUCACCCACUGAAUCACUCAUUCCCUCACUGAAUCACUCAUUCCCUCACUGAAUCACUCAUUCCCUCACUGAAUCACUCAUUCCCUCACUGAAUCACUCAUUCACCCACUGAAUCACUCAUUCCCUCACUGAAUCACUCAUUCACCCACUGAAUCACUCAUUCCCUCACUGAAUCACUCAUUCCCUCACUGAAUCACUCAUUCACCCACUGAAUCACUCAUUCACCCACUGAAUCACUCAUUCCCUCACUGAAUCACUCAUUCCCCCACUGAAUCACUCAUUCCCCCACUGAAUCACUCAUUCCCUCACUGAAUCAAUCAUUCCCUCACUGAAUCACUCAUUCCCUCACUGAAUCACUCAUUCCCUCACUGAAUCACUCAUUCCCCCACUGAAUCACUCAUUCCCUCACUGAAUCACGCAUUCCCUCACUGAAUCACUCAUUCCCUCACUGAAUCACUCAUUCCCUCACUGAAUCACUCAUUCCCCCACUGAAUCACUCAUUCCCUCACUGAAUCACUCAUUCCCUCACUGAAUCAAUCAUUCACCCACUGAAUCACUCAUUCCCUCACUGAAUCACUCAUUCCCUCACUGAAUCACUCAUUCCCCCACUGAAUCACUCAUUCCCUCACUGAAUCACUCAUUCCCUCACUGAAUCACUCAUUCACCCACUGAAUCACUCAUUCCCUCACUGAAUCACUCAUUCCCUCACUGAAUCACUCAUUCCCUCACUGAAUCAAUCAUUCCCUCACUGAAUCAAUCAUUCCCUCACUGAAUCACUCAUUCCCACACUGAAUCACUCAUUCCCACACUGAAUCACUCAUUCCCUCACUGAAUCACUCAUUCACUCACUGAAUCAAUCAUUCCCUCACUGAAUCAGUCAUUCCCUCACUGAAUCACUCAUUCCCUCACUGAAUCACUCAUUCUCUCACUGAAUCACUCAUCACUCCCUCACUCAUUUUUAAAUCUCAGCUUAAAACUAAUUUUUUUUUAGGGUAGCUUUAAAUUGACUAAUUGUAAUUUUACAUAGUGCUUAUUUUAUAGUCUAUUUUUGUUGCUUUAAUUUUAAUCUUUAUGUUAUGUGUGUAUUUUUGUUGAUUUAUUUGCUUUUGUCAAGCGCUUUGAGAUGUAUUUUUAAAGGUGCUAUAGAAAAUAAAGAUUAUUAUUAUUAUUAUUA